This is a messenger RNA of Labrus bergylta (ballan wrasse), 1525 nucleotides long. Its product is annotated as casein kinase II subunit beta. Gene Ontology annotation, molecular function: protein kinase regulator activity. NCBI's taxonomy places the organism in Eukaryota, Metazoa, Chordata, Actinopteri, Labriformes, Labridae. Gene Ontology annotation, cellular component: cytoplasm; protein kinase CK2 complex. The record is from RefSeq and is a predicted model, not a curated record.
GUCCGACCACCGGAAACAGUAUUUCUCGUUCAGGAUCGAGAAGAUCAACGAGCUGAGCUUUCAAGUUAAUGUGUUAACUAAUACACAGAAGGGAGGAUGAGCAGCUCAGAGGAGGUCUCCUGGAUCUCCUGGUUCUGUGGCCUGAGAGGGAAUGAGUUCUUCUGCGAGGUCGAUGAAGAUUACAUUCAGGACAAGUUUAACCUGACCGGUUUGAAUGAGCAGGUGCCUCACUAUCGGCAGGCUUUGGACAUGAUCCUUGACCUGGAGCCAGAUGAGGAACUUGAAGAUAAUCCCAAUCAGAGUGAUCUGAUAGAGCAGGCAGCGGAGAUGCUCUACGGGCUGAUUCACGCACGUUACAUCCUCACCAACAGAGGCAUUGCACAGAUGCUGGAAAAGUAUCAACAAGGGGAUUUUGGUUAUUGCCCCAGAGUCUAUUGUGAGAAUCAGCCAAUGCUUCCUAUUGGAUUGUCAGACAUCCCUGGAGAAGCAAUGGUGAAACUUUAUUGUCCUAAGUGCAUGGAUGUUUACACCCCCAAAUCCUCCAGACAUCACCACACAGAUGGAGCCUACUUUGGUACAGGUUUCCCCCACAUGCUGUUCAUGGUGCAUCCGGAGUAUCGUCCAAAGCGACCAGCCAACCAGUUUGUGCCAAGGUUAUAUGGGUUCAAAAUCCACCCGAUGGCUUAUCAACUCCAACUUCAGGCUGCCUCAACCUUCAAAAGCCCCGUCAAGACGAUUCGCUAGAACUCUGCUUUGAUGAUAGAGUGAAUUCAAAGACUUUGUUUUCUAUAUGUUUGAAGCAGGGUUAUAUAUUUCCAGUGAAUGCCUGUACAGUUCCCCAAACUGACCUCCGUUUAUAGACACAAUCAGAUUCAGACAUUUCCUCUCAUUUAGUGGAUUAAGUUAGAUUUCUUGUAUUAAAUAGGUACAUUUCCCCAGAUGGUUGAUCUCCUGAUAGUUUUACUUUAAUUGAUGUCAAUACAUGUUAGAGUUGUCCCUCUGCGGCACAAAGUGGCUUUGACUUAGUGAUAAAGAAAGCUGCAGAUUGCUCUAUGGCAGCAGAGCAGAGGAUUGAAUGUAUCAGGAUUUGCCUUACCAGUGAAAGUCACACGGUUCUUUUUCAAGUCUACAUUAAAUUGCAUCAAACCAUAUUAAAUUUGUGAAGAAAUAAAUUAUGGAUUGUGCAUAAAAUUAAAUUCUGUUCAAAUUUAUUUUAUUAAAUCACUAAAAUAUUUGUCACUGUGAUCAGGUGCUAAGAAACAAAGUCGACCGAAUAAGAGGAAGAGAUCUAGAACAUGUUACAUUAAGACAAUGUCUGAUUUUGACCUUAUUAUAAAACAUGCAGUCUCAAUGAAUUUUAGUGGCAAUGCAAGUACUUAUUUAUAAGGAAACUACCAAUAUUCCUGAUAGUCCUGUAUGGUAGUUUCAUAUUCUAGCCAGAUGUGACACUUUUCACGAGUAUGUCGUUGAUUGAACACUCAUUAGCAACUUCUGUGGAAUACAAUAAAUAAGGGACCAACAUUAA